AUCGGACAGGAAUAGCCGCAGAGCAGAACACAACUACUGACUGCAGACUAGAAACUAGAGAGGAGAAGUUUGUUCCAUUGAAAAGCAACAGAUGGAGGGGCUGCCGACCAAUCUCAUAACCGAGGGAAUACUGCUGAAGUUGGGCUUGGAGACGCUCUGCUCGAUUGCGUGUGUCAAUAGAUCCCUGCGCUUCUCCGUGGACUCCCAAGUCCUUCCCUUUCUGUCAUCACUCGAUCUCUCUGCUAUUACUCCUGAUGAGCAGACUCUGCAUUUCAUUCUAAGUCGGUGCUGUGGCCUUCGCAGCGUCUCCAUUAAUUGCCGCCUCCUCUACGACUCCUCCCUCUUCCUUCUGCUUGGCCCCAACCUCAGGGAACUCAAUUUACUUUGCUGCUCCUUUAUCUCUUAUGAGUUUCUCGCUCACAUUGGACAAAGAUGCCCCAAUUUGAGGAUGAUUAUGUUACAAUUAGUGGCCAAGGAUUCAUUAGACGUGUUCAGAACUAAUCUGGCUAAAAUGCUUAGCAGCUGCUCAUAUUUGGAGUCUCUCUGUCUAAAAAUUCGAGGGAUUGAAGUUAGUGAUUUCAAGUCCAUUGAAUUCUCGCUGCCCAGAACUAUCAAAACCUUGAAAUUGAAUCCAGUGCUUGAGCAUCAUGCUUUCCAGCUCAUCAAUGAAAUGAGAGUUGGUGGGAACUCUUCAAACCAAAACGACUUCAGCAUCCCAGUGUUACCAUCCUCCUGUGAUUUUACUUUGAGUAGCUUGUCACUUGUCUUGAACGUCAUAUCUGACAGGCUGCUCAGAACUAUUACCAACUUCUUUCCUCUUCUCGUAGAGCUGGAUCUUGAAGACAGACCAAACAAGGAGCCCUUGCCAUAUCAUGACCUGACCAACAAUGGCCUUCAGUCCUUGAGCUCGUGUCGUCGAUUGACUGCGCUUUCAAUUAUACGUAGUAGACAGAAUCACCAAGUAUCAUUCAAAAGAAUAAAUGACAUGGGCAUGUUUCUCCUUUCCGAGGGUUGCAGAGGCUUAGAGUCAGUUAGACUUUGCGGUUUCUCUAAAGUCAGUGAUGCUGGAUUUGCAUCAAUACUCUACUCCUCACUGAACUCGAAGAAAUUUGAAGUUCGUAAUGCUCUAUUACUGUCAGACUUGGCCUUUCAUGAUCUUGCUGGUUCCCCUUGUGCCCUUGUGGAGGUUAGAUUGUUAUCCUGCAGCCUUAUAACUAGUGAGGCUGUGAAGAAACUGGCAUAUUCUAGGAGCUUGGAGAUGCUUGACCUGUGUGGCUGCAAAAGCAUCGCAGACUCGUGCCUCAGCUCCAUUUCACGUCUCCAUAAGUUAAAAAUCCUAAAUCUGACAGGAGCUGAUAUUACCGACAGUGGUUUAUCUGUUCUUGGCCGGGGAAGUACACCCAUCACACAUUUGUGUCUUAGAAGCUGUAAAAGGGUAACUGACAAGGGAAUCUCUCAUUUGGUGCAUAGUGGAGGGAUAAUCAGGCAAACAUUGUCAACAUUAGAUUUAGGUCACAUGCCAGGAAUAUCAGACAAAGCCAUUCUCACAAUUGCUAAGGCUUGUAGAGAGCUUACUGAAUUAUGUAUUAGAAAUUGCUUUCAUGUGACAGAUUCGUCGAUGCAAGCAUUGGCUACAAAUGGAGAGUCCCCAUAUUGGAGUAGACGACUUCGGAGACUUGAUAUGUCUAAUUGCAUUGGAGUGUCUGUUGACUCACUGAGAUUCUUGAGAAGGCCUUGUUUUCGUAGAUUGCAUUGGCUUGGCAUUGGACGAACUCGUCUUGCAAGUAAACAGAAUGCUUUUCUAACUGAAAUUUGUAAGGAACGACCAUGGCUUUGUAUUUGCCUGGAUGGCUGUGAAAUAGGAUGUCAUGACGGAUGGCAUUUUCAUAGAUCAGAAACCCAUUAACCAUGAAGUAAACAGAGUGCUCUUCUUCAUUUUCAAACUGUUCUUUUUAUGCAACAAAUCUUUCAGUGGAAGCACUGGCUACAAAAGAAUGGCUUCAAGAUGGAAAGUAAGCAAGUUCUGAAAUUUUGAUACUUUUGACUGGAUUGGAAUCUAUUGAAUCAUGGAAAUUCCUGAGAGGCCCUAUUCCGUGGUUACAUUGUUGCCAUUGGACAACACCUCUUUAACAAAGAAACAAACAGGGUGGGUUCGAUCUACUGAAUUUUCAAGUAGUGCAAUUUAGAGAUCAGAAAAUCAUUGAUACUGAUAUGCAGGUCUUCCUGCAUCCUCAUUGGAAGGUGGAUGCAUGCUUGCUCCCUGAAGUUGAAGAAUAAUGGUAUAUAGUGGCAUUUAUACUUGUACCAGUUUCGAACUUUUAUUGAACACAUUUGCAUCCUCA
Tripterygium wilfordii is the source of this 2342-nucleotide messenger RNA. Its product is annotated as F-box protein At-B-like. Gene Ontology annotation, cellular component: SCF ubiquitin ligase complex. Gene Ontology annotation, molecular function: protein binding. The record is from RefSeq and is a predicted model, not a curated record. NCBI's taxonomy places the organism in Eukaryota, Viridiplantae, Streptophyta, Magnoliopsida, Celastrales, Celastraceae. The transcript has 4 exons. Bases 92 to 1906 code for a protein of 604 amino acids. Gene Ontology annotation, biological process: SCF-dependent proteasomal ubiquitin-dependent protein catabolic process.